AACUCCACAAACGCUAAGUUGAUGGAGGAAUGGAUGGUAGAUAAGUGAAAUAGCUGGCAUGGUAAAAACUUUUGCCCGGAUGGUUUUUACUUCUAGGGCUCUUGUUUUAGGUGGCUCUUUAGCUUAGGACGGAGGUGGAGAAAUGGUGGUUUGUGUGGAAGCAAAGCCGCCAAGGAUUCUCGCAAAGCAAAGCAAGCAAAGACCGGUACACAGUUAAGUAGGAGCUUUCUCUCUCGCGUGUGUGAGAGGAUUUCGUGAGGAGCGGGCAUAGAUUCCACCAAGCGAGCAAAGGGUUUUAGCCAAUCUCCCCAGCUUUGGAGCUUUCAAUCCAUCCGGCGAGCCAGCGGGCGAGCGCGGCGCGAGGAAUCGAGCGGGAGCGAUGACGAGGAGGAGAGGUUUUAGAUUCUUCCUCCUGGCGGCAAUGUGGGUCUUCUUCUUCUUCUCGCUGGCGCCCAAUCUCGCCCAGGACGAUGGCGAUGGCGGAGGAGGAGGAUUGGGAGCCGAGGAUGGGAUGAUUGUCACGGAGGAGAACCUGGCGGCGCUCCUGGCGAUCAAGCACGCCUUCAUGGACGCGCAGGGCGCAUUGAUCAGCUGGAACGAGACCGGCGUUGGGGCGUGCUCGGGGAGCUGGGCGGGGAUCAAAUGCGCGAGGGGCCAAGUGAUCGCGGUCCAGCUCCCGGGCAAGGGCCUGGGUGGUAGCCUCUCCCCGCGAUUCGGCGAGCUCACGGAGCUCCGCAAGCUCAAUCUCCACAGCAACAGGAUCGAGGGCUCCAUCCCAUCAUCGAUCACGGGCCUGGCAAAUCUUCGCAGCGUCUAUCUCUUCCAGAACAGGCUCACGGGGACGAUCCCGGCUGGCCUGGGCCGGUCCCCGCUAAUGCAGGCCGUCGAUCUCAGCGGUAAUAGGCUCCAGGGGGACAUUCCGGCAUCGCUUGGCUCUUCCGGCAGAAUGUUCCUGCUCAACCUGGCAGGGAAUAAUCUAAGCGGUGGGAUCCCACCCGAGAUCGCGGGGUCGGCGUCGUUGAUCACGCUGAUUCUGGCGCGGAAUGGCCUGGAUGGGGAGAUUCCCACCACCUGGCCCGAUUCCGGAAAGCUGCGGACUUUGGAUCUCUCGCGGAAUAAUCUCAGCGGCGAGAUCCCGCCGUCCAUCGCGAGGCUCCGGAAUCUCACCAUCCUCGACGUGGCCUCCAAUGAGCUCUCGGGCGGGAUCCCUGGCGAGCUGGGCGGGAUCGCGGCGCUCCAGCUGCUCGAUCUCUCGGGCAACCGCUUGAAUGGCAGCAUCCCGGCGAGCAUCGGGCAGCUGGGCAAUCUCACCAGCGCGAAUUUUUCCGACAACAAUCUCUCCGGGCGAGUGCCGCGCUUCGUCCAUGGAUUCAACAGCUCGGCGUUUGCGGGGAAUGCCGGGCUGUGCGGCCUGGCGGGGCUGGUGGCGUGCCAAUCUCCCGUGCCAUCGCGGUCGCCCCAGCAAUCCACCCCCGCCGAGAGGCGGCGAUCCAGGAGCCGGCUGAGCAAGCUGAGCUUGAUCUGCAUCAUCGUGGGCGGAGUGCUCGCGCUGGGCGCCGCGAUUUGCAUGCUUAUGCUCAUCGCGUGGAGGUUCCGCGAGCAGCGGGCGGCGGGCGCGCACGAGAGGGCGAGCAAGGGCAAGGCGGAGACGAGUGUGGAUCCCAGCGGAGGGAGUAGCGGUGGUGGCGCCGGCGGUGGUGGCGGAGGGAAUGGAAAUGGCGGGAAUGGGAAGCUCGUCCACUUUGAUGGGCCGUUCUCUUUCACCGCGGACGAUCUUCUCUGCGCGACCGCGGAGGUGAUGGGCAAGAGCACGUAUGGGACGGUGUACAAGGCGACGCUGGAGAAUGGGAACACGGUGGUGGUGAAGAGGCUGCGCGAGGGGAUCGUGAGGAGCCAGCGCGAGUUUGAGGCGGAGGUGAGCGCGCUGGGGAGGAUCCGGCACACGAAUCUGGUGGCGCUGCGGGCUUACUACUGGGGGCCCAAGGAUGAGAAGCUGCUCGUGUUUGAUUUCAUGCAUGGUGGGAGCUUGGCCGCGUUUCUACACGCUCGGGGACCCGAGACGCCGCUCGGAUGGUCGACGCGCAUGAAGAUCGCGCUGGGCACGGCCAAAGGCCUCGCCUACCUCCACGACGCGGAGAAGAUGGUCCACGGCAACCUCACCUCGAGCAACAUCCUCCUCGACUCCCACCUCAACGCGGUCAUCUCGGACUACGGCCUCUCGCGGCUCAUGACCUCCUCGGCGGGCUCCAACGUUCUGGCCACCGCCGGCUCGCAGGGAUACCGGGCACCCGAGGUGAGCAAGCUCAAGAAGGCCACCACCAAGUCGGACGUCUACAGCUUUGGCAUCGUGCUGCUGGAGCUGCUCACCGGCAAGGCCCCCGGCGACGCGGUGAGCACCGCCGACGGUGGCGCGCUGGAUCUGCCCGAGUGGGUGUCGAGCGUCGUCAAGGAGGAGUGGACGUCCGAGGUGUUCGAUGUGGAGCUGCUCAAGGGGACCGCUCCAUCCGAGGAUGAUAUGCUUAACACGCUCCAGCUCGCGAUGAACUGCGUCUCGGCGUCGCCCAGCUCCAGGCCGGAUAUGAACGAGGUGCUGAGACAGGUGGAGAGCGUCGCUGGUGGCGGUGGUAGCGCUGGCGGCGGUGGUGAUCCUACCAGGUAUUCUCCGGGGUCUGGAGCGGCUUCUUCGACGCAAGGAGCUGUGACACCACCACCUCCGCCAGCGCCAUCGUCGUCGUCGUGAAAGUUUGUGUAAGUUAGAUUGGUUUCGAUCGAUCGAUUGUCAUUGUUUGACAGGAGAAUUGAUAUGGAAAAGCAUCGAAAGAGUUCCAAGGAUCUUGGAGGGGAGCUCCAAUGAUCUUGGAGGGGAGAAGAAGAGAGAGGAAGAAGAAGCUGCAUUUUGUGGGGGGAGAAGUUCGUUUGUGCUGUUUCUGUUUUGGGGAGGAUUUUUUUUCCAUCAUACAAGCCCAAAGCUUGCAAAGUUUUAACAGGCCUUUAAAAAUUUAAUUGACAUUUAACUUAAUUGAACUUCA
Molecule: messenger RNA, 3029 nt
Organism: Selaginella moellendorffii
Lineage: Eukaryota; Viridiplantae; Streptophyta; Lycopodiopsida; Selaginellales; Selaginellaceae
Product: probable leucine-rich repeat receptor-like protein kinase IMK3
Exons: 3
Coding region: 380-2740 (786 amino acids)
Biological process (GO): protein phosphorylation
Molecular function (GO): protein binding; ATP binding; protein kinase activity
Source: RefSeq, a predicted model, not a curated record